Messenger RNA from Pollicipes pollicipes, 997 nucleotides. It is a transcript of the gene Pfdn5, whose product is annotated as prefoldin 5. Lineage: Eukaryota; Metazoa; Arthropoda; Thecostraca; Pollicipedomorpha; Pollicipedidae. Gene Ontology annotation, cellular component: prefoldin complex; cytoplasm. Bases 141 to 626 code for a protein of 161 amino acids. The transcript is spliced from 4 exons. The record is from RefSeq and is a predicted model, not a curated record. Gene Ontology annotation, biological process: RNA polymerase II core complex assembly; RNA polymerase III assembly; RNA polymerase I assembly.
UCCUGCGAUACCCGCAAGAUGGAGGCCGGAAAAUGGCAUGACCUGUUGGAAAAGUUCGUUGAUUUUUUUCAACCGGCGGAUUGACUAGCAGCCACAGAAAGGGGUUUGCUAAGACAACUAGGUCACAACACACAUCCAAGAUGGAGUCACAAGGGUCAGGGAAGAUGCAAACAAUCGAAAUUGACAAGCUCAACGUGCAGCAGCUGAACCAGAUGAGGCAACAGCUUGACCAAGAAGUUGGCCUGUUUAAUGAUUCUUUACAGCAACUGAAGAUGGCACAGCAGAAGUUCGCCGAAUCCCUGGAUAGCGUAGAGCAGCUGACGCCGGAGAAGUCCGGAAAGGACAUCCUUGUGCCGCUGACGGCCUCCAUGUACGUGCCGGGCCGGCUGGUCGAUCCCGAGCACGUGCUGGUGGACGUGGGCACGGGCUACUACCUGGAGAAGACGACGGCUGGCGCGCGGGAGUACUUCAAACGGCGCAUCAAGUUCGUGACGGAACAGAUGGAGAAGCUGCAGACGAUCGGCAUGGAGAAGCAGCGGCUGCGCGACGCCAUCCAGGAGACGCUCGAGGCCAAGAUGCACCAGCUGGCGGCGCAGCAGCAGGCCGCGCAGAAGGCCGCCUCGUGAUGCGCCGCCGCGCCCGGGGACGGAGCGACGCGCGAGGCCCCGCUGUGGGCCCGAUGUGGCUGCCGCGCCCGGCCGGCCGGCGCUGGGCUGCGUGGCCGCCCGGCUGUGCCGGACCUGCUAAUGAGUGUCCGUGCCGCGUCGGACCGCGGCCGGCCCCAUCGCCGUCUGUUGAGGCGGCUGUGGGUGACGCCGCGGAGGCGAGCGGCUCCAUGCGCCUGCCGUCAGUGCAGGGCGUCGUGAUGGGACGCUGAGAUGGACUGAAAGGCAGCCAGUCGGUGCCGCUGAGAUAUUCUGCUACUGACCACUUCGUGCUGCUUGUUGCCACCGUUAGUUUGCUUUAUUGGAAAAUAUACAUGACCGGCCGCUGUUGA